Molecule: messenger RNA, 1239 nt
Organism: Tarenaya hassleriana
Lineage: Eukaryota; Viridiplantae; Streptophyta; Magnoliopsida; Brassicales; Cleomaceae
Exons: 2
Coding region: 420-890 (156 amino acids)
Source: RefSeq, a predicted model, not a curated record
CAUCCCACUAGAAUGAUCAACAGUUAUCUCGGUUAACGUAAACCGGGAAUUAGCCGUAAUUUUUCUCCCGUAACGGAUAGAAAAAUCCGCUGUUUGAACUGAACAGCCCAUAGGAAGGAAACCAGAAAUGGCCCCUGGUUUUGUUUCUCCAACCUUUGUCCCCUCUUUCGAUAUGGUUUCUUCGCUUUCCGCUCUCUUUCUUUCCUCUUUUAUAUCCUUUCUUCUUCGAUUCCUCGUCUUUGAUCCAUCCCCAGAGAGAUUGAGACCCAAACACGCGGGAAGUGAACCCUCCUGUUUGCAUCUUUACCAUACCCUGAUCGCAACUGUUUCGUUUUCCGGCGAUUUCCCGAAGAUCUUCCGGCGGUACUCUGAUUAGUUAGGUAUCUCAUUCUGGAAAAAACAAACCUUUUCGGUGAUUCAUGGGGUAUGAGGUGAAUUUCGCUACGAAAACAGAGAAGGAAUUUUUAGAAUUGCAAAAGGAAGUGAUUUUGGGGAAGAAUAAACUCAAGAGCCCGACUGCUGACUCGCUUAAGGCAAAAAAUCCGAACCCAACUUUUGGGAAUUCGCCAAGCAGUUCGAAGAAGAAGAAAAUCCGACGGCGGCGGAGAUUUUGCCGGUGCGGCGGCUGUUCAGUACUUGCAAAGAAGUCUUUGCCGAUUGCGGCCCAGGAAUCGUUCCCUCUGACGAGAAAAUCCAACGGCUGCGAUCUAUUCUGGGUAAAACGUCAAUCUUGUACCCAGCAGAAGGUGGAAACAUGCAUCGGUUCACGGCAGAGACACCAUGUGCGGUGCUGGACGUGCUUGGACCCUCUUACUCCGAUCCCGAGGGACGUCAUUGCACCUACUUCUUUGAUUUCCCAUUCAGCCAUUUCUCAGGACUGUAAACGGUAAGAACCUGGCGGUGAAAAAAGGCAGUAGAGCUUCUACUUUGAUACAGUCUCUCAUUCCUCAGCCUUGUUCUCUCUCUCCCCCUCUGUUUUAGUACAUGAGGAGACAAGGUGUGCAAUGUUUCAUUUAGACCUUUCGUUAUACUAUGAGAUGCAUGCAUGGUCGGUGCAUGUUAGGAUAUAUUGUAAAGAAGAUAUACGUAAAGUUCGAUUAGUUAUAUACACAUCGCCUCCUGAAUUCGCAGUCUGUUGUGUAAUGCCUGCAAUCAGGAAGACUCUAGCUGAGCCAGAGUAUUAGGUCGAGAUAGUUCGGACGCUUUUACUCUAUUAAGAUAUGGUGCGUAUUACUAUGA